This is a messenger RNA of Conger conger (European conger), 4795 nucleotides long. Its product is annotated as RING finger protein 145-like. The transcript is spliced from 11 exons. Bases 198 to 2333 code for a protein of 711 amino acids. The record is from RefSeq and is a predicted model, not a curated record. NCBI's taxonomy places the organism in Eukaryota, Metazoa, Chordata, Actinopteri, Anguilliformes, Congridae. Gene Ontology annotation, molecular function: ubiquitin protein ligase activity; zinc ion binding. Gene Ontology annotation, cellular component: endomembrane system; endoplasmic reticulum.
GCUGCCGGGUGAGCGGAAAGGGAGACUGAUGUUCCGUCUCUCAGUGGAAAUUUUAACAAAGCUGAAACCGUUAACUUGGGAUCACCCGAGUUACAAUGGUUGAUUUCCGACCGGAGAAACAUCGCGAAACUGAACUAAACGGAGUCGAGUGACUUAUUACCAAUCGGAUUGGCCCAGGCAGGCGUGUGGGCGGGGCCAUGGCGCUGAAGGACCGGGUGGAGGCGGUGCUGAACGUGGGCCUGCGGGUGCCCAGCAUCAUGCUGCUGGACCUGCUGUACCGCUGGGACGUCAGCUCCUUCUUCCAGAAGAUCCAGAGGAGCAGCCUCAGCAACAACCCUCUCUUCCAGUACAAGUACCUGGCCCUCUACCUGCACUAUGUGGGCUACAUCCUGAGCCUGGUGCUCCUGACGCUGCCUCGACAGCACCUGGUGCAGCUGUACCUGUACGUGCUCACCGCCCUGCUGCUGUUCGCCGGUCACCAGGUGUCCAGGGACUAUGUUCGCGGCGAGCUGGAUUCCGGGUACGAGGGGCCGCUGUACUUGGAGCCCCUGUCCAUGAACCGCUUCACCACAGCACUGAUCAGUCAGCUGGUGGUGUGCACUCUGUGCUCCUGUGUCAUGCAGACCAAGCAGAUCUGGCUGUUCUCUGCUCACCUGCUCCCCCUGGUGGCCCGGCUGUGCCUGGUGCCCCUGGAGACCAUUGUCUUCAUCAACCGCUUUGCUAUGAUCUUCACCGGCCUGGAAGUGCUCUACUUCCUGGCCUCCAACCUGCUGGUGCCCUACAACCUGGCCAAGACCGCCUACCGCGAGCUGGUGCAGGUGGUGGAGGUGUAUGGGCUCCUGGCUCUGGGCAUGUCCCUGUGGAACCAGCUGGUUCUGCCCGUGCUCUUCAUGUGUUUCUGGCUGGUGCUGUUCGCCCUGCAGAUAUACACCUACUUCAGCACCCGCGACCAGCCCACCUCUCGGGAGCGGCUGCUCUUCCUCUUCCUCACCAGUAUUGCGGAGUGCUGCAGCACGCCCUACUCCCUGCUGGGCCUGGUGUUCACGGUCUCCUUCGUGGCCCUGGGCGUGCUCACGCUAUGCAAGUUCUACCUGCAGGGCUACCGCGCCUUCAUGAACGACAACACCAUGCACCGGGGGAUGACAGAGGGCAUAACUCUGCUCAUCCUGGCGGUGCAGACAGGGCUCAUUGAGUUGCAGGUCAUCCACCGAGCCUUCCUCCUCAGCAUCAUCCUCUUCAUCGUGGUGGCCUCCAUCCUGCAGUCCAUGUUGGAGAUCGCCGACCCCAUCGUGCUGGCACUGGGGGCGUCCCGCGACAAGAGUCUGUGGAAGCACUUCCGGGCCGUGUCGCUGUGCCUCUUCCUGCUGGUGUUCCCGGCCUACAUGGCCUACAUGAUCUGCCAGUUCUUCCACAUGGACUUCUGGCUCCUCAUCAUCAUCUCCUCCAGCAUCCUCACCUCCCUACAGGUUUUGGGGACGCUCCUGAUCUACGUGCUGUUCAUGGUGGAGGAGUUCAGGAAGGAGCCCGUGGAGAACAUGGACGACGUGAUCUACUACGUCAACGGGACGUACCGGCUGCUGGAGUUCGUGGUGGCGCUGUGCGUGGUGGCCUACGGCGUGUCGGAGACGGUGUUCGGCGAGUGGACGGUCAUGGGCUCCACCAUCAUCUUCAUCCACUCGUACUACAACGUGUGGCUGCGCGCCCAGCUGGGCUGGCAGAGCUUCCUGCUGCGGAGAGACGCCGUCAACAAGAUCCAGAGCAUGCCCACCGCCACCUGCCUGCAGCUGCAGAGACACAACGACAUCUGCGCCAUCUGCUACCAGGAUAUGAAGACAGCGGUGAUGACACCCUGCAGUCACUUCUUCCACGCCGGCUGUCUGAAGAAGUGGCUGUACGUGCAGGAGACCUGCCCCCUCUGCCACAGCCAGCUGAAGAGCCAAUCACAGCCCUCACCCCCUGCUGUGCCCGCCCCGGACCCCCCACCGCCAGCCAAUCAGGAGCAGGUGGAGGCGGGGCCUGCCGACCCGUCGGCCAAUGACGCAUCGGGAGCGGACGGAAAGGGCGGUUCAGACACAGAGGCGGAGUCUCGUUCCGCUGACGCCGAGCAGGCUAGCGGCAGUUCUCCCCGCAGCGACCCUGCCCAAUCAGGAGAGGGGAGUGGGGAGGGUCGAGGUUCCUCUGUGCCCGAGUGCCAGGGAGGAUCACGGGACAGCCAGCCUGUUCUCCCCCCUCCCUCCCCCGCUGCAGUUCCCACGGAAACCCCCACCACCGACGUGGGGGCCGGCUGCAGCCUAUCAGCCGAGCCAAUGGCUGUAGGCCCUGCAGCGCAUUAGCCAAUAAGCAAAACUCUCUGGAAGAGCCGUUGCUAGGUAAUUCCCCCAUUCCAACACCAUGGACUCUUUCCAAUCGCUUAUUUUUCACCUCUUUUCUCCUUUCCUAGCUCCUUUUCCUGCGCCUCACUCCACCCAUCGGGAGAGGGAGGAAGAGUGAGGGAAAUCGAGAAACGUGACUCGAUCCUUCAAACACGGGUCGGAAGCCACGUCAGUUACAGACAUGCGGUAGAUUUUAUACGUCACUCAUUCUGAUAAGAGACGUUCGGAAACGACGCCCCGCUUACUCAAGAAAACGUUCGGAGUCUCCCGACUCCAGCUUCAGUUAGAGAGAACGUUUCACGGGUCGGGAUUCCUCUCGACGGCGGCCCUCGAUGGGUUCCCGGCGAAAGGGCAAGGAGACGGGAGGUGAAGAAUAAGUGAUCGGACCGAGCGCUCGUCUCCAUCCAGCGUCAUCCUCCGGCACCAUGGCGACCGUGACCUCCCCCAUCAAGAUUUGAAUCGGGCUUAAAUCCACUGGGCGUCCCUUCGGUUCCAAUCAAAUGUGAUGAUGAUGAUGAUGAUGAUGAUGCCGACGACGGUCCUCGCUGAAACUGACUCUGGGCCGAGCUUUCGGUUAAGCUUAAUUCCAGUCUGGCCCCGCCCGCUGAGGCUAACUCUAAUGAAUCUCGCUGGACGCUGUGUUCUGUGUCGGAUCAGUACUGUAUUUCAGGGGAGGGUCAAAGGUCAUGGUUCGUGUAAUCAUGUGACUCGGUGUGUGUGGGAGUGUAAAAACGGCUGGAACUGAAUCGGAAGCUGGAGGGAGCAAAUUCGCUUGGGAGUGAAAUUUGCCGAAUUAACCCAAACUCUGCCUGCCGCCUCAUUAACACCCUUCCCCCCAACCCCACCCCCUUAUCUGCUUGCCCUCCUUCUGUGACAAAUCCACAACUUCAUCAAUCUGGCCAUAAUAUUCCCUUCAUUUCAGUGCAGUGCCCUCUACUGGUACCCACACACAUUUGUAUAAUAUAGCACCCUCUAUACCGGCAUCGACACACAUUUCUAUAAUAUACGCUCUACUGGCCAUUACACACCUGUCUUUACUCUGCAGCGCUCUCUCCCGGUAACAGAGUAUCCAGUCUUAAUUCCGCACAGUCCCCUCUCCCGGGCCAGUACUCCCGUUUACCCGGCAGUGCCCCCUGCUGGCUGCAUGUUUCCCCGCGUCUGUUUAAAUCCAGUUAAAAUCCGACCCCUCCCUCGCAAUGACUGUUACAACGAGGUCACAGCUCAAGAGGGGAAACCCCGGCCGCUUCGUGGACGUGGUGAACCAGCGUUUAAAAACCCAAGAGAAAUGACAAGAGCACUUCCUGUAGAAGCUUUAAGCACGCUUAGGCUAGCACGUCGUCGGUCUUGUAGAAGUUUUACUUUCUCCUUUGUUUUUUUUUUUUUGUUUUUUUUUGUUUUUUUUUGGCUUUUUAAAAUAUGUAGCUUAUUUGGUAAUGUCACUGCUUUUGCACUAAUGUAUUUCAUAGCAAUGCUCCAAAGCUGUCUUGUCAGGUACCAAAUAUUUUGGCGUGUAUGAGGAAAGCAAACCUAUAUAAAUGUCUGUAUAUAUACAUGCAUCUAUAUUACAAAGGAGUUUUGAUAUAUUGAACAGUGUUAGCAGCACUAGCCAACGUGAAACGGACUAACGCUUGUGUGUACACUUUGGUGCCCUCUACUGGUAAAAGUGCGAAAAGCUAUAGACCGUGGAUUUAAAGACUGGUGCCUGCACGUGAAUACAAGUACCGAAUGAACUUCAACAGUAUUAUUUGGCAUUGAUUGCGGUUGUGAUAAUGAAUACAUUGAUAAUGUAUGAAGUAACUCAGCAAAUGCCAUUUAAAAUUAUUUUGUAGCAACUUGAUAGCUUUUGCACAUGUUUUCUUGAAGAAGAAUAGCUCUGUAGAAAUUGUACAUCUUACCAUGGCGUCUUUAGAUUUUAAAAACAUUUUAACAUUGGAGACGUAUUCUUAAAUGAAUGGAUUUUGUUUUUCCUUUGACAAGAUGGAGAAUCCUGGAUCAGAAUUAUGUUCUAUUUUUCCCUUCUCUUUUUUUAAAGACGAAAUGAACACGAGACCUGUUCUGUGAAUGCUGAACUCCUGUCAGAAAUCAUGUGUGAUCAGACCUGUUGUUCUGUGAAUGCUGAACUCCAGUCAGAUUUCAUGUGAGAUCAGACCUGUUGUUCUGUGAAUGCUGAACUCCUGUCAGAUAUCAUGUGUGAUCAGACAUGUUGUUCUGUGAAUGCUGAACUCCUGUCAGAUAUCAUGUGUGAUCAGACAUGUUCUGUGAAUGCUGAACUCCUGUCAGAUAUCAUGUGUGAUCAGACAUGUUGUUCUGUGAAUGCUGAACUCCUGUCAGAUUUCAUGUGUGAUCAGAGGAAAGCCUGACAGACUCAUUUUUAUCUCACAAAACUGAAUGUCUAAAAUAAAAUUAAACGACUGAAUUUUAAA